AUGCGCGCUGCUGAAGGGAUCCAGUGUCGCAUCAACCGCCUUCCUGCGGAGAUCCUAUCUAAAAUCUUCCUACACGCCUGCGAUACAUCGACGCUUUCUCAACAGCCAAAAUUCUACGUGCAAGUCAUACCGCUCUAUGUUCAACCUAUAGACAUAUCCCAUGUCUGCCAGUACUGGCGCAAUGUCGCACUCGCCAACGGUCGUCUUUGGACGUUCAUGGUCGUCUCAGAUAUGCACCGAUACCAUCUCGACCGUCUCGAUGCGUUCAUGCACCGCUCAAAGCAGUCACCUCUGCACAUCUUUAUCUUGUGGACUCCCUCGUGGAAUCGACCAGAUUCGGACGAUAUGGACUGGAAAGUUUUCUUUCAGAUGGGCGACCAUCUGGUGGGAAAGACUCUCAAAAAGCUCGUUACCUCUAGUGAUCGAUGGAAGUCGUUUGAGAUUGCAGUGGAGACACCGUGGUUGAUGUCUAGAAUCCUCGGAGAAGUCAAUGAAGUGACUUCACCUCUGCUGACGGACGUAUCCCUCCACACUACAUUAUAUAAUGGAGAAGACGUUGACGAGUGGGAUCCCAGUCUGGCCAACCAUAAUGGGGUUGCCUGCUGCUUUCCUUUUCCCCUAUGCGACCUACGUACCAUAUACUUCGAGGGGACAGCGCCAGAUUGGACCCGAGAUUCGCCUUACCGGAAUCUUCAGUCGCUCAGACUCGACAAUUUUAACGAGGAAAACGCCCCUUCCGUUCCAGCUUUUCGUCGAUUCCUGACGGCUUCUCCCGCACUUGAGGUUGUCGUUUUGCGAGACUUUCGCUUCAAUUUUCACGUUCAUAACUAUAUCCUCGAUUACGACGGUCCUGUUGUGGAGUUGCCGCUAUUACGCCAUUUAUCCAUCAGCGGGCUCCGGCCGCAAGAUGAUCAAGCGCUCUUUGCUCACCUGCGUAUCCCCAACGUAGAAAUCAUGGAUCUGGGCUGCGAUAGAUUCGAUGGGAUUUUGUGGGACUUCACCGUCUCCGGGCUCUCGACCACUUAUCCUGAUGGGUCAUCAACGCUCGACUCCGUCCAAGCACUCCGAAUAGGCCGAAUACAGCGCCGGUCUACGCUCCUUCCGUACUUUUUCAGUCGCUUGAUCAACCUCCGUGUCCUCGUCGUUGAAUGUAUUCCUAGAGGGUCUAGUGAGGAGCUUCUCCUCCCUCUUCAGCAGUACUCGGAGGCCUUGGCGACCUCAGCCUUCGAAGACCAUGAGUCGAAUGUAGCUCAUCUCCCAUUUUUCACGACACUCGUCUGCCCCGGUAUCGCCGCAGAAGAACUCAUGGGCUUUAUUACCGCCAGAAAAAGAGCCGGCAUCCCACUUCGACACGUAUUUGUCACAAACGAUACGGCAUUUUCGGAUAGCGACAAGGCACGGAUUUCGAAGGAGGUUGAAUUGUUUGGAGAGCUCUCGUCUUCGGAGGGAGGCCAUGCCGAUAUCUCGCUGGAAGACUUGCUCGAUGCGCAUCGUAGAGCGGAAGGGAACGGUGGACGGUUUUGUAUAUCGUGCUGA
Molecule: messenger RNA, 1536 nt
Organism: Stereum hirsutum FP-91666 SS1
Lineage: Eukaryota; Fungi; Basidiomycota; Agaricomycetes; Russulales; Stereaceae
Exons: 1
Coding region: 1-1536 (511 amino acids)
Source: RefSeq, a predicted model, not a curated record